This is a messenger RNA of Triticum aestivum (bread wheat), 4473 nucleotides long. RefSeq lists its product as uncharacterized. The record is from RefSeq and is a predicted model, not a curated record. The coding region runs from base 221 to 4243 and encodes 1340 amino acids. The transcript has 3 exons. Gene Ontology annotation, biological process: protein deubiquitination. Lineage: Eukaryota; Viridiplantae; Streptophyta; Magnoliopsida; Poales; Poaceae. Gene Ontology annotation, molecular function: cysteine-type deubiquitinase activity.
UCGGCAGCUGAUCUGGAUUCCUCGCCGGCUUGCUCUGCUCCGCUUCUUCCUCAGGCGACGCGCCGCCGCCAUCCGCCGUCACAGACUGAUUCUGCGAUCCCCUUUAGGUUCGUACGCCGGCCGAGCUUGCGGCGCGAGGCAAUGGUGCUCGGCCCCGUCCGCGGGGAAGCCCCGGUUCGCCGUCGACGGGCGCACGGGGGAGGGCUUGCCGCGCGAGACAAUGGUGUCCGCCGCCGGCGGGCGCGCGGGGAGGCUUGGCUCCGAGAAGACGAGGCACGGGUGGAACGGAGUUGGGAGCAAUUUCCGGGGCGCGGAGCCAGGAGAGAAAUCGCCACCACCACUGAUUUCGUCGGAUAGCUCCAAUGUCAGGCUCCGCUUACCCAAUAGGAACGGACACAAGCGAGCUAGGAGUACGAUGGGUAUCCAAGACAUCCGCGAUGCUGUGUCAUCCAUGUUCAUCAUGCUGAACAAGGAGACAUACGUCCUGUUUCGGAUUGAGUUUCUUGUGGUCCUCGUCACACUCUUGUUCCUUGUGAUGUUCAUCAUAGAUGUCUUUCGUCGCUACAUCCACAACACAAUCAUGAAAACAAUCUUUAGCAUCUUGGAUGCCGUCUCUGACUCUAUUGUCUUGUACGUGUUGGGGGCCAUGCAAACAGCAAAGUUCAAGAAUCAACUGUUUCCGGUUUGGGCCCUUGUCCUUGUUAGUUUCCGUUACAAUGUCGACUUCAUCUCUGGCUAUGGUGUUGAUGACCGCCAUGGGCGACGGUUCAUGGAGUGGAGGAACGUGGUGAAGCUUCUGGGAUCGGCCUUCUUAAACUUGUCACGUGGCUCCAGGUUUGCGCGUCCACUCUGGUCGCUUUUGGCUCUGCAGAUACUGAGGAGCUGGUACAGAUUCCAAGCGCAUUCUCUGGCGCUCAAUUCUGUCUGGCAUGGCAAGAGUUCAGAGGUCGUUAAAGAGCACAUGCGUGCCGGCCCUCACACUAGCAACUGGAAACCAGAGGACUGCAACCCAGAGAAUAUGGAAGGAUACAAAUACUUGGUCCAUGGAGAAACCGAACGGAGCAUCAACUUCAAGAAGCCACGGUAUGUCAUGUAUAUUGAUACUGCCCAGAAUGUCCAGCAAGCUAAGCGUCGUUCUGCUUCGAAUCAAGAGAGAUCAUCACUGGUCACCCUAGACAAGAUCUGGGGAUGUUGCAGGCACCUGUUAGAACCGGGCAACAAGCAGGGGAAUGACCCAAAGGAUCUCUCUCUGGCCUUCGCCUUGUCCAGAUUGCUCCGGUGCAGGCUCGAGGAUGUGACACUGGAACAAGAAAUCUUCCGGAUCAAUCGAAAGCUAGUUAAGACUAAGAUCCUUGAGGAGCAGAACACUGACCGUGCCUUCAGGGUCAUGGAGCUGCAACUCUCCUUCGUAAACGACUACUUCAACUCCCGCUACCCUAUGGUCUUCUGGAGUGGGUUCUUUUCUCUAUUCUCAAAUCUGCUUCUCUCCACGGUGACCUUUGGUGUUGUCUGCUGGCUUGCCGUGGACAUCCGUAAGGUCUAUACGCCCCCAGAGAAUGAUCGGGCUCAUGUGGUGCAUGGGAUCAAUAUUGACAUGAUGAUCACAUGGGUAUUCAUGUUUUUUAUGUUGUUCAAAGAGAUCUGGGAGAUGGUCAGCUACUUAGUCUCAAACUGGACUAGAUUACUCCUUGUUUGCAGCUAUGCUCAGUGGAAGGAAGAGCGCACUAGAAACAGAUGUAUGGAGGGCAUAAUAUCAUCCUUUUUCAAAUCUAAGAUAACUAGUAAGCAGUGGCAUGGACAUAUUGACCAGUAUGUCUUCUUAGAGUCAUAUGAUGCAAGAUUUUGGAAUUUUCUCCACCACAUAACUACAGGAAUGGUGCCAAAGAAGGACGAUGGAGCAACACUCAGCAACGCCAUCGAUGUGCCGGAAUGUAUCAAGGCAGCAAUACUGAAGAGGCUAUGUGCAAGCCUAAAGAAGCUCAACUCUCCUGGCAUUGUACAAGAUGAGUCGGAUAAUCCUAAUAGAGAAGAUGAGGAGCUCAUCAUUAGAAGUGGUUGUUCUCUGCCCAAGGCCAUCACAUCACUGUCUGAUGCAGACUGUGACCGAAAGAAACGGUACGGUUGGGCCUGCUACGACCUGCCCACAUGCUCACAUGUAAUCCUGGUGUGGCACAUAGCAACAAGCCUCUGCGAGAUGAAGCUUGCUCGGGCACAUGGCGUCGAUUUAAGCAAACAUGGGUUCCUGGUCUCCCUCUUGUCGUACAUGACAAGUUGCUGCUCAUCAAAACCAUAUCUUGUGGAUGUGGACGAGAAGACGAAAGAAAAGAAGAAAGUGAAUGAGAAGUUGCCUGAUAAGAUCCAGGAAAUGUAUAUCACUGCCAAUAGCUUGUCUCGGUACUGUGCAUAUCUGCUAGUUUCAAAGCCCGACCUGAUCCCUGAUAGCUUUUAUGUUCCCAAAAUGGUCUUCCAAGAAACCGUAACACAAGCUCGUGAUGGUAUUCUUAAGGACUGUGACUCAUUACAGAAGAGGUAUGAAAAACUGUUGCAAGUCGGAGUCGAGGCCAUCCAAGAUGCUAACAACGUCAUGAAGGAUGAUGUCGUACGACAAGGUGCAAAGCUGGGAAAGUUACUGAUUGAUCAAGAGAGUGAAGAAGGCUGCUGGGAGAUCCUGUCUGGGGUAUGGGCAGAGUUACUAGUGCACAUUGCCCCCACUUGGAACGCAGAGGCGCACAAGGAGUGCCUCGAGUCAGGAGGGGAAUUCAUAACCUAUAUCUGGGCAUUGCUAUGGCAUUGUGGAAUCGAGAAGAGCAAAUUAUGGCCUGAGGAAGAUUUGCAUGAAAAUGGUGCCCCUGGAACACCACCUCAGGAUAACAGUGUUCAAACUAAUAGCACUCAGCAUGCACAGCAGACUUGUGCAGCAGGACCAAAGAAAGAAAGAGAGGAAGCUGUCAUACAGAGAUCAGAGAUGCAGCAAGUUGAUGCAGAGGAGAGGAAUGGGUGGACCGAAACGCCAAGCGCAGAUACGGCUGAUCAUCAGAAUGGGCAAGGUGGCAGUAUGGGGGUCAGAGGGAUGCAGAAUGGCGGGAACACAUGUUACUUCAAUGCAGUGCUGCAGAGUCUCCUUGCACUUGAUAAGCUGCGUGCAAGGAUGUUAGGACCCGAUGCUCUGAAAGGGAACCUUGGUCAUGAACUACAGAAGCUCUUCAUAACGACAACAAAUACCAAUGGCACAAGAGGUGUGCUGAAUCCAGAGAAGCUCUUCUUACAUAUGUGCUUAAUGAAUUCAGAUUUCAGACCUGGCGUGAUGGAAGACAGCAACAACAUGCUUGUUUCCUUGCUAGAUGGUUUGAACAAUGAGGAACCUACAAUAGUUGAGUCACUCUUCCAUUGCCAGGCUGAUAAACAUGUCUCCAGUAAAGAAUGUGAGCACACAUCAGUUACCACUGAGGACCUUAAUCUCAGUUUGGCAAUACCAACAAAGAAGCCUGCAUCAGUCGAUGACUGUUUGGAUUUAUAUGCCGCUGGAGUGAUCGUGGACUGGCACUGCAUGGACUGUUCAGCUGCUUCUGCUGCUAGAAACACCUCUUUGAACCAAGAAGAUACAACAGUCAACAAUGGACAACCUGAACAGCCGGACAACAUAACAUACGGAAAGGAGGAGUGUAGCCAUCUAGCUAACAGUGAUAGACAAGCAAGAGCAACAGAUGAGAACAACGGAAAACUACAGGUGCAUGAUGACUAUGCAAAUCAAAUGGAACAGUGCCAUAAAAACCAGAAAGAAGAAGACAAGAUAUACAGAGAUGCAACAGUGCAGUAUCGCAUUAGCAAGGCUGCACCUUUACUAACCAUUCAACUGAAGAGAUUCGACUAUUCCCACGCAGAUAGGCCAGACAAGUUGGAAGACCGCGUGAGCUUUCAGGAUACGCUUGAUAUAAUAAAGUUCAUGGACCCUAGACAUGUGGAGGAUGACGAGUACAAGUAUCGUCUGGUUGCUGUCAUUGUACACAGUGGGCCAAGGUUGUGUGACGGACACUUUUUUGCUUAUGUGAGAGCAAGCCAGAUUGGAUGCCAGCAGCAGGAGAGCCGUGGCACUCCCACGUGGUUUCGUGCAAGUGACGAGAGCAUCACAGAGGUAUUGCUCGAGGAGGUACUGGAGUGUCAGGCCUACAUUCUUUUCUACGAAAGAGUCGAACAACCAAAGGCCAAUGAAGUUCUAGAAGAGUAUCCGCCAACCGGCCACUGAUGAGGAGAAAGAAGGAUGAAAGGGGAAACAUUUGUGAUUUGUGUCUUGUUUGUUUUUGCUUAUACAUUGUGACUUAAUUUGUGGAUUGGAGUAAUUCCAUUGUUGGGGGGCUUGGAGUUUGGACUAAAAUCUCCAAUACUACUGCUUUUACUUUGAAUUUCGCAAUUCAAUUUGGAUGUAAAGAAAUAACUUCAUCGAUUUGCAAACUGUGUUCAUAUUUACUUUUUUCA